AUGAAGUAUUAUAACGAAAGGAGACCAAAGAGUAAAAAAAUGCGAUUUCUGUGGAUCGAACACAGGACCUUCAGAUUAACUGUGACUGGAGUUGAACUUCAGUCUGACGCUCUCCCAACUGAGCUAAAACCGCAAUAUAAACCCACGGCGGGAGUCGAACCCGCAAUCUUUUGA
Molecule: messenger RNA, 174 nt
Organism: Priceomyces carsonii
Lineage: Eukaryota; Fungi; Ascomycota; Pichiomycetes; Serinales; Debaryomycetaceae
Exons: 1
Coding region: 1-174 (57 amino acids)
Source: RefSeq, a predicted model, not a curated record